AUGGAUACUGAAAAGGUGGAAACGGUGAAUGAUGUGGACUUGGUUGAGUACCAAGAGAAGGAGUUCUUGGCUGCCGAGCCAGACUUGACCGCAGAAGAGAAGAAGCUAGAGAAACGUCUGGUUCUCAAAGCUGACAUCUUGAUUGUGGGAAUGACUGCCUUGGUAUUCCUUGUCAAUCAAUGGGAUCGAGGAAACAUCGGAAACGCCCGUGUUAUGGGAUUACAAAAAGACCUCAAUAUCAGCAACGCCCAAUUUUAUGACGCCGUGUCUCUAUACUAUGUGGGCUAUGUCUUGUGUAUCAUUCCAGCCAAUUUGUCUAUCCGUUUCUUCAAGGCCCAUAGACAGAUUGGCGGAUGUGUCAUUAUAUUUGCAACACUGUCAUGCUGCAUGGCAGCCGCGAAGAAUGCCGCCGCGAUUCUCGCACUUCGGAUUCUGUUUGGCUUUGCAUCUACUUUUCUUCAGGCUCUUACUCUGUAUACGAGUUUGUGGUACAAGCGGAAUGAGUUGGCCAUUCGAAGUGGUGUUUUCUAUUCCGCAGCCACGAUUGCCGGUGGCUUUAGCGGCCUCAUGGCCUAUGCUAUUCAGAAAAAUCUAGACGGUGCUUUGGGCCAUGCAGCAUGGCAAUGGUUGUUCAUCAUCCAGGGAUGUGCUGGCAUCUUUGUUGGAAUUUCUUCCUGGCUCUUGCUUCCUCCCCCUCCCGAUCAGAUCAAGGACUUGAAGCACUGGAUUUUCUCGAAAGCUGAACUUGAAGUAGCUAUCAAGCGACUUAAGACCUACAACAAGGCCGGUGCUGGUUUCGACAAGCGUCAAAUGCUCGUUGCAUUCAAGGAUCCCAAGCUAUAUUGCUGUUCGUUUAUGAAUGCUGGCGUCGCUCUAGGCUUAGCCUCUAUCAGUGCCUUUCUGCCAAGUUUUAUCCAACAGUUCGAUUUUUCGCCUACCCGAACUCAGCUCUUCUCGAUCAUCCCAUAUGCGUGCGCCUUUGUUACUCUUCUCGUCGUCAAUAUUGCGUCCGAUCGUACAAAUAUCAAGGGACCAUUUAUGAUGCUCUGCUUUAGUUUUUCGAUUGCUGGCUAUAUUAUUCUGAUGGUUGUAAACAACGUCAAAGUCAAGAUCUUUGGGACCUGUCUAAUAACCAUGGGCAUUUUCCCGUGCGUCACUCUUCUAGGCGCAUGGACGAGCAUCAAUGUGGGUGGCUUCACCAAGCGUGCCAUGACAUGGGGAGUCGCAGAAGUUGUCGGCCAGUGUUUUGCCAUUAUGGCUUCUCACAUCUACACUGACCCUCCGCGGUACUUGAAGGGUCAUUCAAUCUGCCUAGCUUUCCAGAUCUUGGGAUUUUUUUCUGCACUUUUCAUGUGGUUCCACAUGCGGCACCUCAACGGCAAAAAAGAAGAAGAGGCCGCCAACCACCAAGCAGCUGGCACCGUUCACCCAAUGAGCCACCAGUCCCUUGAAGAGGCUUACGACUAUCACCCUGAUUUCCGAUAUAUUUUGUAA
Messenger RNA from Trichoderma virens Gv29-8, 1494 nucleotides. RefSeq lists its product as uncharacterized. Gene Ontology annotation, cellular component: membrane. Lineage: Eukaryota; Fungi; Ascomycota; Sordariomycetes; Hypocreales; Hypocreaceae. Gene Ontology annotation, molecular function: transmembrane transporter activity. The transcript is spliced from 6 exons. The record is from RefSeq and is a predicted model, not a curated record. Gene Ontology annotation, biological process: transmembrane transport. Bases 1 to 1494 code for a protein of 497 amino acids.